This is a messenger RNA of Momordica charantia (bitter melon), 759 nucleotides long. RefSeq names its product MLP-like protein 329. NCBI's taxonomy places the organism in Eukaryota, Viridiplantae, Streptophyta, Magnoliopsida, Cucurbitales, Cucurbitaceae. The record is from RefSeq and is a predicted model, not a curated record. Gene Ontology annotation, biological process: defense response.
UAUUGUGAGUGAGUGUAUUUUGUAAAGCAAUCAAAAGGAGUUUUGAAACCAUGUCUCUUGCUGGGAAAAUAGUGAGUGAAUUGGAGAUAAAUGCUCCUGCAGAGAAAUAUUACAAGGUCUUUAAAGAUCAAUGUUUUCAUGUUCCAAAUAUUUCUCCAAAAUUCAUUCAACAAGUGGAUGUUCAUGAAGGAGACUGGGACAGCCACGACCACGGCUCUAUCAAGAUCUGGAAUUACACCACAGCUGAUGGAGAGGUUGGAGUUUUCAAAGAGCGAGUGGAAUUUCAUGACGAUAAAUUGACAGUAGUCCUGGUCGGAUUGGAAGGAGAUGUGUUCAAGCAUUACAAAACCUUCAAGCCAUCGUAUCAAGUUGUGCCAAAGGGUCCCAGACAUUGCUUGGCACUUAUGACCAUCGAAUAUGAGAAACUUGAUGAUGGUUCUCCCUAUCCUUACAAGUACAUUGACCUCAUGAACGGGAUCACCAAAGACAUCGAAUCUCACCUUAAAUGAACACCUUUUUAUGUCUAAAUAUGAGCUUCAUCACUAUGUCAUUUGGUAGCUUAUUAUGUUAUGUGAGAGUUGUGUUUUCUAAGUAAGUCGUUUUUAUGUAUUGAUUAUGUAUCUUUGUCUACUUAAUCUUGUAUUUGUGAAAAAUAAAUAAGAGUUAUUCUCAUGUAAGGAGUGAUGAUGCUUAAUCAUUAUGUUUGGGUUAAAUAUAUAAAAUGCUAAACAUAUAAAAUGCUUAUGUGGAUGUGACUCA